UGUCCGCGCUACGCUCCAUCUGAUCUACCCGGGAAAAUCCGUUUGUUUUCAUCCACUCCCCAACGAAGUUCCGUGUCUUGCUUGCUUACACGCUGCUCUCUGAGAGUGAGAGACACAUCGCCAUCGCCUGCAAUUGCAAUGCUACUCUCUGCGCCUGCUCUCCAAAACCCUCUCUACUACGCCAAUUCUUCCUCCUCCUUUCUCCCCUUCCUCUCCAACAAUGCCCUAAAACUCCACAGCUUCAUUAGGCUCAGGCCACUCACCUUCGCUUCCGCUUCUUCCUCCCUCACUGACUCAUCCUCCAUCCGGAACCCUAGCCUUAAUCCCAACCUGCUUCGGCACGUUGCUCAUACCGUACGCGAUGAUGAGGAAGAUGGGCCUAUGGUGUCAUCAGCCUGCGCGGUGGCGUCUGCCAUUCUCAGAGCUUCCACCUCCCCUGUGGAGUUUGUACACAGGAUCGAGAAGAGCCACAAUAAAGGGUUGGUACUGCCGAGCCCUGAUUUCCGGAGACUCUGUGUCGAACAGUUGGACCUGUUUCGCCGGAUUGUUGAUCCUGAGGCCUUGCUCUCGGUCUAUGUUAGACCUGCUGGGAGCUAUGUGAUGGACCGUCUAGAGCUGCGUUGUGUUGCAUCCUACCCAGGUGUUAAUGUGACUGACGUUGUGCUGUUGGUUGGGAAUUUUAGCGUUCCAACUGGUUUACGUGCUGCAGAAGCCGCUUUUUCCAGUCAACGAGUGGAAGUUAUCCCAGAGCAUAAUGCCAUAGUCUUUCCAAUGGUGAAACACCCUUUUGUUGUGGGGUUCUUGGUCGCCGAGCUUCCAAACCUGGAAAUGGAAAGAUGCAUGGGUAUGCAGAGUUCUGAUCAUGAUCUGUGGCCGUACUCAUCUCCAUACGAAGCCUGUGCUCUGUUAACUGGCUCAGAGACAAGUACACAAGGAAUCCAAAGUACUACAAAUGGGCCAUUGAGAACGUACAAGCUUAAUCAAGAUCGGCAAUCAAAUGCCUUCCACAUCUCCCGUUCUCUUGCAAUGGCAUACGUCAUGGAUCAGAAAGCAAUGUUGCUCCAGCAAUCAUCAUGGCAAAAUAAUUUGAGGAUGAGCAAUCUGGUUGACCAAAUUCGUGGUUCUCUUUCUAGCAUCCAAAGUUUAAGUAAGAUGUUAUCUGUCCACAUGAAGAAGAGCGAGAUUGCAUAUGAGAUUUUAGAAGACAUACUGUUGCAAGGGGAUCAUAUGAGAGAUACCCUUCGACAACUGCAGGAUGCUGUUUCCUUGACUAAGGCAAAUAUAGUGCACUACAAUGAAGAAACACUGAAGAAAAUGUACAAGUCCUCAAACCCUUUGUCUGAGUCAGUGAAAAAUCAGUUGGAUAACUUUCCGAAAGAUGUUUCUAGCCUUCGAAUGCAAGGUGGGUUAGUUUCUUCUAACACUACAGUUAAGGACUUAGAGAUGCCCAUGCCACCUGCGGUGCUUGCUCCUGUUCAACGAUAUGGAAUUAGGUCAUGCAACGUUUCUGAUGUACUGAUAGAUUUGGUUGAGGCAGUGAAACCUCUGGCGUGUAAACAGCAACGUAUAGUAGAACUAAGUGAACAGGCUUGUUCUAUGCAAAUUGCCGUGGAAGAAUCUUCACUGCGUCAGGCUUUGAGCAAUUUAAUUGAGGGUGCACUAUUACGUACGCGUGUUGGAGGAAGGGUAGAAAUUGUAUCUACCACAGCGCCAGCAGGUGGUGCACUUAUAGUUAUAGAUGAUGAUGGCCCCGAUAUGCACUACAUGACGCAGAUGCAUUCACUCACACCAUUUGGAGCAGAUCUCUUGUCCAAGGAAAGGGUGGAAGACAAUAUGACAUGGAACUUUGUAGCCGGGCUGACUGUUGCUUGCGAGAUACUUGAGAGUUACGGGUGUGUAGUGCGUGUCAUAUCACCCAGGUGCUCGGAUGCAGCGCUCGGGUCUGGUGGAACUCGCUUGGAACUAUGGCUUCCUUCCAUCCCAGGUACAACACUGCACAAUUUCGACAUUCCCACUCAGGAGGCAUAGUGAGUAGAUAAACUGCCCGAUGUGUAUAUAUCUCUGCAACUGAUUAAGGAUAUAUACGGUGAGAAUGAGAGAGAAUUUGAGUUAGCUUACUCAAAGUUGCUGCCAGUCUAUGAGAAUACGUGAUAGUUUAUGUGAGUUUUUGUAUAGUUUACUGCAGGACAUUCUAUCAAAAUAGUGUAUACGUAGUAUAACUAGCAUCCAGCAAAACCUCCUUGAUAUAGCUUGCUUGCUCGCUCUUCCCCUUGUUGGUAGACAUGCGUGUGUGCAUAAAAAGUGUUUUGCAUGUGUCAGCCAUGAAUUAGCUUCAAAGUUCGAACUGAAAUAUUGAACUCUGGAAUAGUGAUUUUCAUUGGA
Molecule: messenger RNA, 2382 nt
Organism: Momordica charantia (bitter melon)
Lineage: Eukaryota; Viridiplantae; Streptophyta; Magnoliopsida; Cucurbitales; Cucurbitaceae
Gene: CSK
Product: chloroplast sensor kinase
Source: RefSeq, a predicted model, not a curated record